Molecule: messenger RNA, 938 nt
Organism: Gossypium raimondii (Peruvian cotton)
Lineage: Eukaryota; Viridiplantae; Streptophyta; Magnoliopsida; Malvales; Malvaceae
Product: LIM domain-containing protein WLIM2b
Exons: 3
Coding region: 109-762 (217 amino acids)
Biological process (GO): actin filament bundle assembly
Cellular component (GO): actin cytoskeleton; plasma membrane
Molecular function (GO): actin filament binding
Source: RefSeq, a predicted model, not a curated record
CUGUUGUUUUCCAUUGAAGCAUUUCCUCUAUAGUUUUUUACUUUUUAAUCCCUUUUCCUCAUUUUUGCAACAGAAUUUUUUCCAUUGCACAUCUAAUUUAAGAGGAAAAUGACUUUCAGUGGAACAACAGAGAAAUGCAAGGCUUGUGAUAAGACUGUUCAUGUUAUUGAUUUAUUAACAGCUGACGGCAUUUCUUAUCAUAAGACUUGCUUCAAAUGUAGCCAUUGCCAUGGUGUGCUGGUGAUGGGAAACUAUUGCUCAAUGGACGGUGUCCUGUAUUGCAAGCCACACUUUGAGCAACUUUUCAAGGAAACUGGCACUUACCAAAAUAAGAAUGCAAAACCCGCAUCCGAAAAGUCAAAUGGAACGGGAAAGGCUCCUAGCAAAUUCGCAUCAUUCUUCUCUGGUACACAAGACAAAUGCGGUGUCUGUAAGAAAACUGCAUACCCCUUAGAGAAGGUGACUGUGGAAGGAGAAAACUACCAUAAAUCAUGCUUUAGGUGUUCACAUGGAGGUUGUGUGCUUACACCAUCAACAUAUGCUGCAUUGGAAGGCUUCCUUUACUGCAAGCAUCACUUUUCACAACUCUUCAAAGAGAAAGGCACCUAUGCUCAUCUUACAGAGACAUCUGCUUCCAAGAAAAGUUCAGCAGCACCUUCACCCGAAGUAAGGUCUGAAGCUGAAUCAGAUUCCGAAUCAAAACCAAAAGAAGAUGAAUCACAACCUAAAGCCGAAGCAGCAGAAGAAGAAACUGAAGCAUGAAGCUAGUACUGGAAGACUCAUUGAACCUUCAAGGGAAAUCUUUAAAACGCAGGCAAAUUUUAAGUCUAAUGAGACGUAGGGAGGGUCUUGUGUACGGGGUAAUUUUUUUUCAGGGUUCAAAUUUUCACCGUUGCAUGGCAAUCGAAAUCAAUUGAAUUCAUUCUUUCAUUGCUUUA